Daldinia childiae is the source of this 1227-nucleotide messenger RNA. RefSeq names its product putative NADH pyrophosphatase. Lineage: Eukaryota; Fungi; Ascomycota; Sordariomycetes; Xylariales; Hypoxylaceae. Gene Ontology annotation, molecular function: metal ion binding; NADH pyrophosphatase activity. Gene Ontology annotation, cellular component: cytosol. Bases 1 to 1227 code for a protein of 408 amino acids. The record is from RefSeq and is a predicted model, not a curated record. Gene Ontology annotation, biological process: NAD+ catabolic process; NADP+ catabolic process. The transcript is spliced from 2 exons.
AUGGGGCACCCGACUCCGGAUCUCCCGGUCCUUGCUGAAGACGACUCGAUGUUGUCGAGGAAAUUUGGCCGCGAGGUCGCCAAUUACUUUAGCGGUAGCCCAUUGAACCGAAUCUCAUUUCUCAGGACCGAUUAUGGCUUUUUGCGCGCUGCCUUCGCUCAUCCCAGCGCGGCAUUUUUACUACUAGAUAACUUGUCACCGCUUGCUAAAGACUACGCAAACUUAUCCUAUGUUACUAGAGAUAUAGUAGUACCAUUAACGGGAGAGGAGCCUUUCAAAGAGUCUGAGCAGGAACAGCUUAAAGACUUCAACUCGGCUAUUACACAACCUGUUGUCCUCUUCCUCGGUAUCGAUGAAAAGAAGCCCGACUUCCAGUAUCGUGAUUACAAAGGCAAACCAUACUUUGCUGUCGAUGUCACGCCUAAAGGUACCAUCGAAGCCAAAGCUAAGAGUAUCGUGGAUAUUGUUAAGGCCAACGGUGUUUCUUUUAUCGAUGGGAGGAGGCUUCUAACUUUAAAUGCCCCAGAAGCGGCGAUAUUCGCAGAAGCUCGUGCUUUGCUUGACUGGAAUAGCCGGAACCCGUUCUGUGGUGGCUGUGGUCAGCCAACUACGUCUAUCAAUGCCGGCUGGAAACGGUCCUGUCCACCGACAGAUCUAGCAGGCGUUUCUGAAGGCGGUGCACCAAAGGAGAGAGCUGAUUGCCCCACUCGACAUGGCAUAAGCAACCUCUGUUUCCCGCGGACAGAUCCUACCGUCAUUAUGGCUGUGGUUUCGGCUGAUGGUACCAAAAUCCUUCUUGGUCGAAACAAGCGGUUUCCUCCGUUUUGGUUCAGUACACUUGCAGGGUUCCUCGAGCCGGGCGAGUCCAUCGAGGAGGCGGUCCGCCGUGAGACUUGGGAGGAGAGCGGCGUGACGGUAGGACGUGUUGUGCUUCAUAGUUCGCAGCCGUGGCCUUAUCCCGCCAACUUAAUGAUCGGUGCAAUCGGCCAGGCCACUCCUGGCGGCGAGACGAUACAUCUUGGCCACGACGAAGAAUUGACCGACGCUAGAUGGUUCCCCUUCGAUGAAGUAAGAGAAGCCAUAGCGACCGGUGUUAGUGGUCUAGGAGACCCAGCCCCAGCUGGAUACAGGGAGGGAGCUUUAAGAUUGCCUCCACAGACAGCUAUUGCUAACCAGCUGAUCCAAGCGGUUCUAAACGGCUACCUAGGCGCAGUACCCAAGAUAUAA